Penicillium cataractarum is the source of this 411-nucleotide messenger RNA. RefSeq lists its product as uncharacterized. Gene Ontology annotation, biological process: symbiont-mediated hemolysis of host erythrocyte. Bases 1 to 411 code for a protein of 136 amino acids. Lineage: Eukaryota; Fungi; Ascomycota; Eurotiomycetes; Eurotiales; Aspergillaceae. The transcript is spliced from 2 exons. The record is from RefSeq and is a predicted model, not a curated record.
AUGGAUGCCCACCAACAUCUCGACAUUAUCAUUCAAGAUGAUAUGAAGUAUGAUAUCCGCCUUGAAAAUGCUCAAAUGGAAAGCGGGGAGUUCUACAGACUCGGUAACCCAAAUGAUGUCCUAACCACCGACGACAUUAAUGAUAUGAGCAUUCGCCAUAACGGUGGCUGUCGGGAGAUUUGCUCCAUAAGCGAACCGGGUUCCAUGUUAGGGCCCUCUGGUGCAAUAGACCUUGUUGACGAUGUGAGGGAUACGAGAAUUUGCACUCUCACUUGGCGUGCAACUACGCAGCCUGGAGAACAGAAUUCAAUUCUGAUCCGUAACCACAACCCGAAAUACCGAGUCGAUAUUGGAAAAUGGAAAGAAUUCGGCACUGUAGGGGAUGUUCCGGUUUCCAUCGGAGAGAACUGA